AUGCCUUGCACUCAAAAGUCUAAAAGUCUUUCCGGGUUUCAUUUCUUCUUGGACAACAGUCGCUACAAAGUCCGACAAUACUCCAAAGAUAAUGGCCAAAACUGGACAAGCCUGUUGAACAAAGGGUUGAUCAACAGAGGAGACUCCAUACGGAGGAGAAAUUCUCGAAGUAACAGUGUGACGGCUGCACAGUUCGAGGCAGGAGCGACCCCUCUCGCUGGAGUGGGCGGGGGUGGUAACGGAGGUGGUGGUGGAGGUGGACCCAAGGACGUGAUCAAACCGCCGACAGUAGAGAUUGGGAAAUCUCCUUCCGCGACCCCACUCCCACCUUUAAUCGUCAAGAUCGAGCAUCUUUCACCGCCAAAGACAUACCGCGUUGCCCUUCUGGGCCUCCAGGGAGUGGGGAAAACGGCUCUUGUCAAUCAAUUCAUGACCUCGGAGUGCAUCAAUGUCUACGAGAGACAAACAGAAAGUGUGACAUUUAUGGCGUUUCAUGAUGGAGACAGCAGGAAGACGCUACCUGCCGAGUCUUCUGACCGACCGAAUCUCCUGGGACGGACUCAGGAAGAUGUUCAUCUGGAUUCGAUCAUUCAGAAUCCCCCGGACGCAUUCGUCUUCCAGUAUUCGGUGACAGAUAAUAACAGUUUGGAGAGGGUAGAAGACCUCUUGGCUCAUUUGCAGAGUUGGGAUCUCCUCAGGUCUAGGGCUGCAAUCGUCGUUGGCAAUAAAACUGACCUCGUUCGCAGCAGAAGUGUUUCCGAGCAAGAUGGGAGAGGCCUGGCCAUCUCGUACAAGACGAAGUUCAUCGAAAUUUCAGUGGCCUGUAAUCACAAUGUGGAUGAGCUGUUGGUUGGACUGAUCAAACAAGUGAAUUUACACAAGGACUUGAAGCCGACGGACUCGCCACGAAGUGGAGAACUCCACAGGCGACCAACCAAGCUUGUGAGAGCCAGUCGCAGGAUAAAGAGAGUCUUCUCCAGAGUGUGGGGGAAAGAGGAAGCCAAGGACUGCGAAAACCUUAGCGUCUUAUAAUCUCUGCUUUCACCGUACUCACCCCUCUUUCCGCCUGCGAAUGAAUCCUUUCUGUCGUGUGCGGAAUUUGCUCCUCUUUUUCUAUCUGUCUCUCUUAUCUCAGUCUCAUGCGAGUAGUAGUGACGAAGCUGACGUACCGAUGAAGAAUGUAGUGCUGACAUGUGUUGGUUGGGAAGAACCAAUUGGGUUCUGGAAUGCUCACCUUGUUUCGAUUUCGAUUUCUUCCUGAGUGGAGACUGAGUCAUGGGCCGAGAUACGAGUGAAUGUGUGCGUGAAAGUCCUUAGCUAUUUCGCACUGUUCCCUGUCUAGUGCUAAUCAUUCAACGAGAAGUUUCAUCCUGGCCGCACAUUCCAUUUCAAUGAUGUCAUCUCGGAGAUACUCGUGAGACCUUCGCGUCUAUUCAGAAAAGCUGUUCGAGUUAACCCUGGAUAAGUUUAUUUGAAAUCCAAGCGUAGAAGAGGACUCUCUCAACAUUCAGGAAUCUCAGCCCCACUGAUCUUCCUUAAAUAUUUUUUUUUUAGCGAUGUCAGCUCGUUUGCGCUUGAGUUGAAACUGCUAACGGUCAAAUGAGAAUUUGUCUUUGAUGCUGCAAUGAGUGUCUCUAUGCAGUGAAAUCCAGUAUGCGACGGGAUAAAUGGGGUGACAUGUUCGACGUGAAUCAAACCCCUUCGUAGCGAGAUCGAUUUCCUUUAUUGGAUCAUUCUGUGUGGAGCGUGAUUUCAUUCAAUUAUUUUCCACUUUGUACUUAUUUUCAUGCAUGAAAUGUACGCUUAUGCUUCAGAUAUCUUUUGAAUAAAUCCGAG
Darwinula stevensoni is the source of this 1836-nucleotide messenger RNA. Lineage: Eukaryota; Metazoa; Arthropoda; Ostracoda; Podocopida; Darwinulidae. The record is from the annotation of a GenBank genome assembly.